GCAGUGGAGGGGUGAAACAUGACCUUGUCGGUUGGUUUGGGGUAGAAGAACCUCCCAACAAAACAAAAAAAAGAAAAGAAAAGAAAAGAAAUCUCCUCCCUUCUCCUCCUCCCAUUAUUCUCCUUCUUUGGAUCACCAUUCGCUAGGAAAACCUCUUACCUCUUGCCCUUGUGGUGUUGAACUUGCGUAUUAACUCCCUCUCACUGUCUUGCCAUUCCCCACCUCUCUCUCUCUCUCACUCCAUUCAGCAUACUUCGAAGCCAUGUUGGCCUCUUGGAAUCAGAUCUCCCUUAGCUCUAUAUAUUAAGGCUAUGUCCAACUUCCAACUCUAAUGAUCUCUACCCUUGGCUCUAAUGGUUCGGAAAUCAGAUACAUGUGGUCGGUGAAUUACUCGCUCAGGUUCUGUUCUCUGGUGUUUCCGGCCUUACUUGUCCUUUUUUUAUAUUUUAUGGGUGUUUAGGGUUUGGAUUUGAUGAUGGUCGCGUAGAAAGUGAAGGGCAGGAGGAUCAAAAAAAGAUAAAAAGAGUCAGGUUCCAUGGAUUUCAGAAGGCAGGAUGUGGAGGAGGAGGAGGAUUGCGACAACCCUCCUCCUCCUCCUCCUCCUCCUCCUCCUCCUCCUCCUCCUCCUAUCAGAGAAUCGGCCUUCGGCAGGCCGAUGCUCUCCCCCUCCUCCUCCCUCCUUUCUCCGAGAGGAGGAGGAGGAGGAGGAGGAGGGGCAAGAAAUGGUCCCAACCCUUCUUCCUCCACCACCCGUACCACGGUCGGGAUCUCCUCAGGAACGGGUGGUGGGGCUGAUCCCCCCACCAGCGAGGCUGACACCACAAUUCGGUACCGGGAGUGCCUCCGGAACCAUGCCGCCAGCCUCGGUGGUCAUGUCCUCGACGGUUGCUGUGAAUUCAUGCCUAGCAGCAGCGACGAGGCCUUCAAAUGCGCCGCUUGCGGCUGCCACCGCAGCUUCCACCGCAUCGAUGGCGAUUCCUCUCCCUCCCGUUCCACCUCUAACUCUCUUUAUCGCGUCCACGACACCAGAGUCCCCCUCUUGCUUCCACCACUCCAUCCCCAUCAUCCUCCUCCUCCUGCUUCUUAUCAUCACCACCAGAAGCAAUUCUUCUUUCGCAGCAGCAACGCUGCCAGCGGGGGCACGACCACGGAGUCCUCGAGCGAGGAGCUGAAUGCGGGGGCCGGGCCACCGCAGCGGCCAUAUAUGGUGUCCAGGAAGAGGUUCAGGACCAAGUUCUCGGCGGAGCAGAAGGAGAGGAUGUUGGAUUUUGCGGAGCGGGUGGGAUGGAGGAUCCAGAAGCAGGAUGAGGCAUUGGUGGAGGAGUUCUGCGCCGAGGUCGGGGUCAGCAGGCAGGUCCUCAAGGUGUGGAUGCACAACAAUAAGCACUCCAUCAGGAAGCAACAGCAGCAAGGAGAAGAGCAUCAAGAUAUGUGAGAGGAUUGUCAAGCAGCGUAUGACAAGAACAGCUUUGUAAUCGACCGGACACUGGUUUGAGCUAAUCACUAGUUGCUUCUCGAGAUUGACUUAGAUUAGAAAUUAGAUGCAUGCAUAUUUAUAUAUAUAUAUAUAUAUAUAUAUAUAUAUAUAUAUAUAUAUUUAUCUACUUGUUUAUGAUGUGUGACCUUUGUUCUACUUAUUCUUCCUGUAGCUUGAUGACAGACAAAGCAAGACCCGUCAUCUGCUUGUCCUCCUCUUGCUAAACCACCUAUUAAUUUGUCCCUACUCUAAUGGUACCACCUCCCUUUAUUU
This is a messenger RNA of Phoenix dactylifera (date palm), 1750 nucleotides long. The record is from RefSeq and is a predicted model, not a curated record. Lineage: Eukaryota; Viridiplantae; Streptophyta; Magnoliopsida; Arecales; Arecaceae.